Messenger RNA from Dendrobium catenatum, 2265 nucleotides. RefSeq names its product 2-keto-3-deoxy-L-rhamnonate aldolase. The record is from RefSeq and is a predicted model, not a curated record. The coding region runs from base 365 to 1426 and encodes 353 amino acids. NCBI's taxonomy places the organism in Eukaryota, Viridiplantae, Streptophyta, Magnoliopsida, Asparagales, Orchidaceae. Gene Ontology annotation, cellular component: cytoplasm. Gene Ontology annotation, molecular function: aldehyde-lyase activity. The transcript has 2 exons.
GUAAUUUGUACGUCUUACUGCUCUUCUUCAUUUCUCCGUUGCUGUUCGAUCGUGAGGUAGGGUUUUGGACGAGUCGCUAACAGUUUUCUUCGCCUCCUUCGAUGACAAGCUUCCAGUUCGCCGUUCUUGCUGUUGGAUCGGAAGUAGCGACGGGUGCUCGCUCGCCGUGAAUGUAACUAUCUUUCUCCCUUUCGCGCGCAUCUUCUUUACGGUAAAAAGAGGGAAAAGGAGGAUUUAUUCCGCCGUGAGAUCUACCGGCUGCUCAAAUCCUGUUGCCAAACGCCCCUUAAUCUUUGGGCGGCAGCAGGGGGAAAAGCCACUGUACUUUCGUUCCUCCGAUGGUGGAGCAUGCAAAGACAUCCAAAUGUCGACGAUAUCAUCCUUACCCUCAAUGGAAUUGCCAACAAAAUCUACCUCCAUUUUCCCAAUAACCAUAAGCACCCCAAACACUCUCAAUAUUACCUUCUCCGUUCGCAGUAACCAAAACGCCCAAUCUAUCUCGAUCUCCUAUACCCGUCGACGAUUCCCCAAUGUUCGAAAGCCUACAUCCUCCUCCCUCCCCGACUCUUUCUCUCCCUUCGUCCCGAAAAUUCGAUCCCUCAAAUCUCGCCUUGCUGCCGGCGAAACCCUCUACGGCCUCUUCCUCCUCAGCUCCUCCCCUACCCUCGCCGAAAUAGCUGGAUUGGCUGGAUAUGACUACGUUGUGGUCGAUAUGGAGCACGGCCCUGGAGGCAUAUCCGAUGCCCUCCCAUGUCUCCGAGCCCUUGCCAGCACCGGCACUGCCGCAGUCCUCCGUCUUCCUGAAACCUCCGCCAGCUGGGCCAAAAAAGCCCUCGAUCUCGGACCACAGGGGCUCAUGUUCCCGAUGAUCGAAGAUGCCACAGCCGCCGAGCUCGCCAUCUCCUUCUGCCGCUUUCCCCCACGCGGCGUCCGCGGCUCUGCUCAUACGGUCAUUCGGGCCUCUGCUUACGGAAUCGACGACAGUUACCUCACUUGUUGUGAGGAGGAUCUUCUGAUUAUGUGCCAGAUUGAGAGUGUGACGGCGGCAUCCAAUAUCGUGGCGAUCGCGGCUGUGGACGGUGUGGAUUGUUUGCAGAUGGGACCGUUGGAUCUGAGCGCGAGCAUGGGCUAUUUGUGUGAUCCGGGAAACCGGAAGGUGAGGGCGAUGCUACGGGAGGUGGAGAGGACAGUGUUAGCGCUGAGAAAGGCGGGUAAGGAGAUGGCUUCGACACCAUAUCUCUCGGGUUUUGCAAUGCCGUUUGAUCCGCCGGGCGACAUGAAGAUGAGGGGAUAUCAUAUGGUGGCUGGGGCAGUGGAUGUUGGAAUGUUUAGGAAAGCAGCGGUCGAGGAUGUGAUGAGAUUCCGGCUAACGGAGGCGGAGAUUGGACAGGAGGAUGGUGAUGAUGAUGAGGAGCGUUUGUCUUGAUUUUAAAAAUGCAGAAAAGAGGAUAACAAGCUUCCUAGCACCAACCUCUGCUUAUGUUGAUGGUCUACCUUGUUCUGGCUGUACAAGAAAUGGAUAAUAAUAGAGGUGGCGGUAAGGAUGGUAAGGGUAAGUUGAUGGAGCUAUUUGUGAUGUUGAUGAUGGGUAGUAUGGAUAGAAUGAAGAUGUGUAUGUCUGCUCUGGAGAGAGAAAUCGAGGACUCGUAAACUUAGGAGGGAAGUAUCUAGCAUGGGGUGGUACACUAACCACAGCUGGAUAUGUCUGUCCUUAACCCUGCUUAGUGAGGAACUAAUGCUGACUCCUAGGUGUUGGUGAUGAUAUCAAUGGUGAAACACUCUGGCCCUGUCCUUCAUCACCCUACUUAGACCCAGUUGGUUUAGUGCUCAACUUUUUUCUAUGACCAAACAUUCAAGUAAUAGAUCUAUGAGGAAGAUCGUGACCUUAGACCAUCUCUAGUAAAAGACACAAUUAGUAGACCGCUGUAACAUAUAAAAAUGAAGUUCUAACAUAUAUGAAGAUUUGCAUGAUUAUAAAUAAAAAAAAAAAACAUAAUGUAGACUGUUAAGUUAUAAUAAAUAUGAUGAAUUACAAAUAUAGAGUUACAGAAUGUAUAAAUGAUUUGCAUAAUAAAAUGAAUUACAUAAUGUCUAAAUUAUUUACAUAUAAGCAGGAUUUACAUAAUUAUAAAUGAUUUUAUUACAGACAAUUACCAAUAACAUCAAUUUUAAAAAUUACUUGAGCUACAUUGUAAUUGAUUUUUUUACCAAGUUGUGUUUCAAAAACUACAUUAUGAUAAAUAAAUAAAAAUACAUUAAAAAUUA